Messenger RNA from Perca flavescens (yellow perch), 588 nucleotides. Its product is annotated as interleukin-12 subunit alpha. NCBI's taxonomy places the organism in Eukaryota, Metazoa, Chordata, Actinopteri, Perciformes, Percidae. The transcript is spliced from 7 exons. The record is from RefSeq and is a predicted model, not a curated record. Bases 1 to 588 code for a protein of 195 amino acids.
AUGCCCCUCAUCAAGCUCUACUUCAUUCCUGCACUGCAGCUCCUCCUGCUAACCAUUGCUCAGGUCAGCCAGUCUGUGCCAACAGACUCCUGUGUUAUACACGCACAGAUGCUUCUAAAGAACGUCACUCAUGCUCUCACACAGAUAACCCUGUUCAGUGCAAUCGACUGUCCAGAGCAGAGUGUGGAGCUAAACGUGAAGACUAACACCCCAUCCGUGUGUGCACCAAAGGGAUCAAUAUGCUCAGGAAUCACCAAGUCAGAAUUUGAUCAGAUCUCGUGCAUGAGAAACAUUUCGGAGGAUCUGCAUCACUACUACACAUUUCUAGCUGCUCAGCCGGACCCUGACAGCUUGCUCACUCCAACUGUACUGUCGCUCAGAGAGCUCAUGGAGAAGUGCUUUGAAUGUUCUCUGCCGACAGACUUGGCCUCAGCAGAGGCUGCUGCAGACCGUCUUAGCACCUACGAUGAAAGACUGAGGCUCUGCAAAGUGCUGAAGGGCUUCCAGCUCCGCAGCAUAACAAUCAACAGAGGCAUUGCAUACAUGAACUCUACUGGACUUAUAUUUGACAUCAAGAUGGUGUGUUAA